AUUUGCGACGAUUUGCCAAAUCGGGAACUGUAAUGACAGAUUGUUGGCCACUUUAGUGCGAAGUAACCUGUAGAAUGGGGGAUGGGGGCCAACAUGCAUUUUACCCUGGGGCAGGGCUAAACUGCAACACGCCACCACUAAAAUGCAAACAACCAAACCACCGCUAACCACCUCCAACCACACACAAUGAGUGAAGGCGACGGCUACGGCAGUAGCUACAACGACGGACGCCCGAACGAGUACGACGACUACUACUACAGCUCGUCCUACCAAGGUAGUGGCUACAGAGGACGCGGACGUGGCGGUGGCUACAGAGGAAGAGGUUCCAGUUACUACGACAGCUACAGCUCUUCUAGUUCCAGAGGAGGCAAAUACUACGGGCGCUACGGCUCAUACUACCAGGGUGGUGGGAGUAGUGGCCGUGGAGGUCGUGGCGGCAGCAGCGGGUCCAGCUACACCCACGACACAUACGAAGGCGAACCACAUGGCGAAGAGCCAGUCCCACACGAAGGCCACGACACCUACCGAGGCUCAGGAUACAAAGGAUCAAACUUCAGGGAGGACUACCGUGGAUCGUACCGCGGGUCAUAUCGUGGCAGAGGAAACUACCAUCUGCAGCCCCACUAUAGCAAAGAGACCCUGAACCAGAACGACGGCACCACCACGCCAAAGGCAGCCAGAGAAACGGUCAAGCCAGUGGCUAAAGCACACAACAACCCUUGGAUUGACACCCUUGGCAUCAAGGACCUGGCUACGAUCGACACCUUAGAGGCGAGGUACAACGAGCUUCAGGCCACCAACAAGGACAUCAUCGAGCUCCAGCAGGCCAAGUUGAAGUUGGAACGGUCGGUGGCCACCUUGGAGAACCAGGCUUCGCGGGAGGAGCUCCAUGUCCAGUUGACCACCGAGAAGUUGGACGAGUUCACCUAUAUGUAGUGUAUUAUAUGUAUAUUAGCUAGCGGAGCUAGCAAUGGAUAACCGAACGGAGCAGGAUGUAAGCGGAGAGUAAAAUCAUUGGCAUAGGGUUUUAUAGCAGAUCAUCAGGGGAAUAGUGAGACUGAAGAUGUAACACGUACAAUAUUUCAGGUACUCCAUCUAGGUGCGUGCUGACCAUUAUUGUACUAAAUUAUAGAGAAGACACGGACAGUUAUGAAUAACUGGCUCUUUAAUCUAGGGGAGUCAGGUUUUCUUGUAAUCAUCCAGGAGAGACCAUAUAGUUAUAACUUGCAAAGCGACUUUAAUUUUAAAAUUAGAAUAGUUCAUUAUUUUCCCCUUGCUACUCCUCUGGUUUCAUGUAGUUAAAAUUAAUUAAUGAACCGAUCUACAAAUUU
Messenger RNA from Suhomyces tanzawaensis NRRL Y-17324, 1331 nucleotides. RefSeq lists its product as uncharacterized. The transcript has a single exon. NCBI's taxonomy places the organism in Eukaryota, Fungi, Ascomycota, Pichiomycetes, Serinales, Debaryomycetaceae. The coding region runs from base 187 to 936 and encodes 249 amino acids. The record is from RefSeq and is a predicted model, not a curated record.